This is a messenger RNA of Talaromyces stipitatus ATCC 10500, 3311 nucleotides long. RefSeq names its product CHY and RING finger domain protein, putative. The coding region runs from base 41 to 2476 and encodes 811 amino acids. Gene Ontology annotation, molecular function: ubiquitin protein ligase activity; zinc ion binding. Lineage: Eukaryota; Fungi; Ascomycota; Eurotiomycetes; Eurotiales; Trichocomaceae. Gene Ontology annotation, biological process: ubiquitin-dependent protein catabolic process; protein ubiquitination. Gene Ontology annotation, cellular component: nucleus. The record is from RefSeq and is a predicted model, not a curated record. The transcript is spliced from 4 exons.
AGCAACAGCACCACCACCACCUCACUGCACAAUCUCCCAGAUGGAAGACCGUCUGGUCGUCAAUGCAUAUCGCCAAUUAUAUAAAAAGGGUCUGCAAGCCGUCAGACGUGCAACCCCGGCGCGCCAUGUCCUGAGGAACACGUUGAGGACCUCCUUUCGAUCCGAGAGUCGAGCCGAAUUCGAUCUAACCAAGAUUGCACGCACUCUGGAGUUCCUUGAUCGUGCGGCCGAGUCUACUAGCUACGAACAUAAGAUACUCAAGAACUUGCUACAUGUCCGAUACUACGAACAACCCUCCUCACGGGUCGAGAAGGAGGCGAAGAUUGACUACAUUUCGUCUUUAUUCAUUGAGCCGAUCUUACGACACGCUCGCCGAUUUUCUCAGCUCCCCGAAUUAUCCGCAUCGGACGACGAAUCACUCCCGCCUUCCCCAGGACACCAUGACCUCGACGAGCCUGCUCAGUCAGCACUCCUGCAACUCCCGAUUCCUUCACCGCAGAAAUUCAUCAGUGAUGUGCCUCACUCAGUAACACGGAGUGCCCUGUUAGACACGGAUCUCGACUGUGCUCAAAGACGAUUGGUGGCAUGUAGGGCGUCAGACUCUAAUGACGACGUGAGACUAGGGACAAUGGACGCUUCUCAAAGCCAACAAGUUAGCAGCGAUGAAGAUACCCGACAGCUUCCAUCACAUCCAGCCACAAACACCUAUACAGAGAGCAAUACCGGUGGAAUAACAUCUACGCCGAGCGAUGCGACUGGCGAUCGAUCUCCUGGUUCUAAACUGCGUGAACUACCUGAAGAUGAUGGUAUGACUGACCUGCGAAGGAGAAUACAUGCUAUCAGAGACAACGAUGCAAGUGGUAUCCAAAAAGCGCGGUUGAUCCAUUCCUUGAUGAUCGAGAGCUACGAAGCUGCGCGCAAGACAUUCAGUGAACGACCGACAUCAUCACAAUCUCCACCCCGCCCCCGAAGUCGAGAGCGCUCUGUAACCUCUUCACCACCAAGAACAAGGCGCAGUCCCAACAGGGAUCCCAAUGAUUAUAUAGAACGGAGACCAGGUACCCCUCUCAGAAUAUACUAUAAUGUGUCCCCCCAAGACUUGGAACCAACGUUCGCGCCAAAAGAUAUCGAUGUUACUGUGGACAAUAACGAGGAGUCCUUGGCUGAAAAGCCCGUGCCAUCAACUGAAAAUGAUGACAUCUUUAGCAACAGCGAUUAUGCGGACGAGGAUGUGCUGGUUCUGGGCUGCCCGCAUUAUAAGCGCAAUGUCAAGUUGCAAUGCUAUACGUGCAGGAAAUGGUAUACAUGCCGAUUUUGUCAUAAUCAGCUCGAAGACCACCCUCUCGAACGUCAAAAGACCGAGAACAUGCUCUGCAUGCUAUGUGGACUUCCUCAGCCGGCAGGACAGUGGUGUAAGGGAUGUGGCGAACAAACGGCUUCAUACUUUUGUGCCCUCUGUAAGUUAUGGGACAAUGAUAGCUCGAAGAGCAUCUAUCACUGCUAUGACUGUGGAAUCUGCCGUAUUGGACAGGGUAUCGGGAAGGACUUCUUUCAUUGCAAAACCUGCAGUGUAUGCAUGCCGAUCUCUAUCGAAAAUACCCACCGCUGUAUUGAGCGCUCAACACAAUGUGACUGUCCGAUCUGUGGCGAAUAUAUGUUUACCUCACCAGAUACUGUCGUGUUCAUGAAGUGUGGGCACAGCAUCCAUCAGAAGUGUUAUGACGAGUUUUCCAAAAGUUCGUAUAGGUGUCCGAUCUGCAGUAAGAGUAUCAUGAACAUGGAGGCUCGGUUUAGGAAUCUCGACCGUACCAUCGAAAGCCAACCGAUGCCAAGCGAGUUUGAAGACACAAGGGCUAUGAUAUAUUGUAAUGACUGCGGUGCCAAGUCAAACGUUCCGUAUCAUUGGCUUGGUUUGAAGUGUGAUUUGUGUGAAUCAUAUAAUACAGCACAGCUUCGACUUCUUCGUGGAGAUGGCGAGACUACUGAAUCCGAGCUAGUUUUGAGAACCAGGGCUAUUCCCGUUAACAUCCCAGACCACAGCUUUGAAUCCAUGUCAGCAACUAGAUUGGGAGCGGAACAUUUCUCCAGAGAUGCGAAUGAUCGUCGGCGACCAUCCACUGCAACUUCCGCCAACGGACACCCGAUCCCACCCCGCCGGCGGGCAGUGUCACCUACGGUUGGGAACUACUUUGAAUUGUCUCGAGACUCAACCUGGGCUGCAUCCAUCUUCUCUAGUCGUCGAAGUGAAGGAGGCAACGACGAUGAUGAUGAGGAGGAACCUGGCUUCUGGGCUACUUCGCCUUUACGAAAAUACUCCUUUUUUAGGAAACACACCGGGUUAAGUGAUGACGAAAGUGACAGUGACAAUGAUAGCGGAACUACAAAUGAUAUAGAAGAUGAAGACGAAGACGACAACGAUGUGGAAGAAGACGAAGAGGAUGAGAUGGAUGCCAUUGAGAUUUUUGGUCAUCGCUGAAAUCUCUUUACAUUCUAACACCCGUAACGGGGUUGUCUAACAGAUGACCACAUUCCUACUACCGUCUUUGACGCUUUGGGUUUAUGUAUAAGUAGCAUUUUUUAUAUCCAGGUUACAAGAUGACCUUCGAGUGGUAUAGAACUAUGCUGAAUCUCCUACGACUCCGGCUUUCUGCGCCUGAUAGAAGCGUGUCCGGUUAAUGCUUUGGUUGGCCUGAAAAAGUGUCCGUCAACUUAAAUCAGGCCAUCAUGCUAUAUUAUCCUGUAACCACUACUUUAUGAAGACUUUAUGAUACAUAAUGAAAGUUCCACUUUUAUAGGUGAUAAGGGAGACCAUUCAAAGGGGAAGGAUAUAAAAUCUAGGGAUGGAAAUCAGGUUGAACUGCACUCAAAGUCGUAUAUUAUAGAAAAACUCAAUCAAACACCUAUUCUCACCUCUGUACAGAAUCAAUACUCAAUUUAAAUACAUGCCAUGCUUCGUGGAUAUCAUUAUUGACGAGGAAAAGAGACGAACAAUAAAUGCAUCCUGACAAAACAAUAAUCAACAAGACCAAAUCAGGAAGACACUCAACCAGUCUUCAGGGAUAGUAGUAAAAUGUAAGAUAUAAGAAUAUGUACGAUUUCAGAAGACCGGCGAAAAAAUCCAGAAACGCCAAUGCUUAGAAACCCCAAUCAAGCCAAUAAUUUUCCAUUCCUAAAUAUCAGGAACGUCUUUCAAUCCAAGUGACCCUUCGCGUCGUCUCUGACUAUCUCGUUUCAUCGAGAGUUCAUUCUUAGCACGGCGAAGACUCUCGCCGAUUUUCUUAGCCUUGGCCCAUUCUCGGCUCAUGCUUUGC